Messenger RNA from Megachile rotundata (alfalfa leafcutting bee), 3842 nucleotides. RefSeq lists its product as uncharacterized. Gene Ontology annotation, molecular function: acyltransferase activity, transferring groups other than amino-acyl groups. NCBI's taxonomy places the organism in Eukaryota, Metazoa, Arthropoda, Insecta, Hymenoptera, Megachilidae. The record is from RefSeq and is a predicted model, not a curated record.
GUACCAACUUUCGUAUGCCAAGCGUAUCGAAACACACCGUGUGCAGAAAGGUUGCGAAUUAUCUGCGCGAAAGGGAAGAAGGGUCAAAAAUAGAACAGAAAGAGACAAUACAUCUUUCUGGAUGGAGACCGUCUGUUAGAUACAACAGUGUGGAGAAAUAGCUCGAUAAAUGCGGUCACGUUUCACUCGUAUCUCUGCAAAAAUAUCGAUUUCCACCUGCAAGGUCUAGUUAACCUCCUUCUAGGUUAACAAAUUUAAUAGUCACCUACCAGCACAUUUUAUAUCGUAGAGUAUUUAACAAAUACAUAUAUAAACAUUUGAAUUGUUUUGCAAUUUAUUAAUAGAUCGGUGUCGACCGAUUCCAGAUAACCGCGAUUGUCUCUACUCGGUCAUUCGUUCAAGGUCUCAGAUUAGAAUCUUGUUUAACAAUAUUUAAAUCGUCUGGAUCACGUUUGAUUUGACGCAAGGAUUAUGCGGUACAAGGUAUGAAAAGAUAGCGAUACGAGACUGAAGAGAUUGCCGAGCCUGCGCGAAGAGUACCGCGGCAGCGUCGGGUGCAUGGAGGGUAACGGUGGCUCAGGGGCGGCAGUGCGGGUUCAGGGGGCAGCGAGGGCGGGUGCCUCCGUUGAAACUACCCCUUGACAACAGCCCACAACUGUUCUUCGUCGUUCUCACCGAAUUUCACGCCGCGGAAUUUUUCUUUCUUCCCGUUUCUCCACUCGGUCGGAGCAUCGAGGAUCACGCGGCUCGUUCGUUCAGUUUCAGCAUGGAGUGCCCCGAAGCGAUGGAACGAGGACGAAACUUUCGUCUGCUCGCCGAGGAGGAGUUGCCUCGACUCUUAGAUUUCCUCGCUGGCUAUUUACCUGAAUCCUUAAAGUUCCAUCAAACGUUGUUGACCUACAUGCGGGACAGAGUAUGGGACUUUCAUUUCUACGUGGCUAACAACUGGCCCGAAGAUGCUAUCUGUUUACAUUUUCCAGGCAUGACGCUAUCUCCACACGGUCUGCUUUUCGAGAGCGUGGGCGUGUUUUGCCCGAACGAUCGACUGGAGCUGCUCAAGCUGCUAAGGGAGGAGGAUAUUUUGAUCGACUGGACGAAGCCUCUUUAUAUUAACUUCGUUCACUUCGACAUCGCCGAGGAGUUGACGCGUCUCUACGAAGGUACAGGAACCAUCGACACGGUUGUCGGCGACGUUUACGUGUGCGCGGACGAGGAGAGCCUCAACGAUGUCGAGGAACCGGACGAAGAAGCUGACCCUGAUGUUCGAGUUCAACCCCUGAAGGCUGAACACGCCGAGGGCAUCUACGAGCUGUAUCCUGCGAACGAUAUGGAGUGUCACGAGGUCUUCCUACGGUUGAUCAGGACUCUUCCAGCGGCUGGUGUAUUUGCGAAGGGUCGUCUAGCUGCUUGGAUGGUCCAGUCUUAUUACGGAGCGAUGUUUUCUAUGCAGACUAAGCCAGAGUAUCGAAGAAAGGGAUACGGAACGAAAUUAGCAAGGUACCUGACGAAACGGGUCGUCGAGAAAGGUUACCAGCCUUUCGUGGUAAUUCGUCCGGAGAACGAAGCUAGUCAGAGCCUGUACAAGAAGCUGGGCUUCAGAAGGCUCUAUCAAAUAGUCCGAAUGACGUUUAUGCCCUCCACAUGGCAGGAGGAUGAAACCGAAACGAACCGUAUCAUGAGAGAGAACCUGGAGAACGCUGUCAGACAACUGACGAUCGAACAGAAAGUGGUGGACGCGUUGAGAAGCGAGGAAGAGAUUUCCAUCAACGAGGAAACUACGGACAACAAAGAGGAGGCGAUAGAAUCGUUGAACGACGAAGAGAAUCCUGAAGUGGUCGUCGAGGAACCCGAAGACAAAACGGAGAAUCAAAUAGACGAAACUGUCGAGGUUGUAGAAGAAGGGGGAAGAAUAGACAUUUCAGAAUUGUCGAUCGAGGAAACGACCGCUGAUGUUGCGCAACAAGACGAAGAAGCUUCUGGCAACAAUGACGGUAGUAAUCAAGACGAUGGAGGAACAGAUGCUGGGGACUUGGAUAAUUAAAUUAUACGAAUGGAUUAUUCGACCAAAGGUCCAUGAUUUGCAUCGCGUUGGUCGCUCGAGGGUGUGCUCUUCUCUUCAGGAUCGAUAGCGGAAUCGGUUCUAUCGACGAUGACUGGUUCUAUCUCGAUAGAAAGAUUUGCCUCGCACGAAUUAUACAUCAUUGCUCUUAUAUUCUAUAAAAUAGCUAACCAACUUUAUCGACGUUCAAGAUAUUACGAUUUAAAAGCCAUUUCGCAUCUGUUCAAGAAUCAUUUGGAACAUCCCCAAGUAGACACUGUACUAUUUUCAGAAAAUUGUCGAUAGUUUUUCUAUGCUAACGAAGCCAUUCUUGCCAAUUGAAAGUAUACUAUUUGUUAAGUAUUUCUAUUUAUUGUCCAUCGACGACGAAGCCCUAAGUAAGGUUUUUCGUGGAGAAGAGCACUCGAGCGACGCGCUUAAAGGGUGAAAGGGAAGAGAGAAAAUUAUUUUACGAAAUUUAACGAUAUAUUACGGCACCGCGUUCGUGCGAGGCUUCGAUUCGCGUACGAAGAGGCACGAUUCUACGUACGGGUUCCUCAUAUCAGACUGUUCGAAGAAUGUCGUGAGUCUCAGGAAUCAUCUAGACGUAUCCUUUGAAUUGUCAAGGUUAGAUUGUUUCAAAGUCUAUCCGUACCGUGUCUGGUAUCUUCUUGUUAUAUACGUAUGUAUAUACAUAUAUUCGGGGAAAAUUCAUUGUUCUAUUUGUCACGGUAACGCGAGCUGGAUCAUUCGCAUAAAUCGAUCCAUCUCGAUACGUGAUUUUGGAAUUGAACGUUUCUUCGGAAUUCACGCGAAUGUUUUGUUAAUCGUUUCUCGUAUACUUUAGUCAAAAUAUUUGUUAAAAUUUCACGAGUUGAAUUAUCGAACGAUUAAAGAUUAAUCCUUCGAGCGAACAGAUUCUUCGACCUAAAAUUAUCCGCAGAUUAAUACAAAUUUUAAUGUCCGACAAGUUACACGUGUUUUUAUCAAAAUAGCAUCUUGUCGUUCGGUGAAUUGACCUGGAGAUGCAACGAGUACAAAUCAACGUGUAAUUGGGUAUUCUGUUGCACGAGGAAAAUUGAAUAUUAAAAUUACGAGUACCUGUGUCCCAUUCGUUUCUUAAGCGACCAAAAUUCACGAUAGACUUUGAGUAACAAAACGUUCGAGUCCAAACGAUAAAUUGUUUGUUACAUGUAUCACGAUGAAAAAACAAGGAACAAACUGUUGCGUGCGACGAUAGAAUAUCAGCCACGAAACGCGCGACCGCUGUUAGAAAACUUUCGCGCUGAAUCAGUCUGUGAUUAUAAUUUCCUUAUGUAAAGUAGCGUUUCGAGCAAAAAUUCAGAAGCCUCGUGCGACCUCGACACGCUUUCCUUAAUACAAGUAGAAGCCAAUUACUGUGCCGGCGACGUUCGACCCGUAGUUGUCAAUUUCCAGCCAACGUUCGAUUAUAACGAUAACAGCUUCGAUUUCAGCCACGCGUUUUGAUCAUACAGGGUGUAGAGAAUAACGCUUUCGUUUCGAACAAACUUUUUUCUACAGCUUUUCGAACAUUCUAUGGGGUGUUAUAAAGUUAAACUUCACUUUGUACGUUCUAUAAUCUAUAAAUAAAGCAGGUGAUUCGAUUCACAUUCCUAUGGAAUUAUUUUAUAGUGCAACUUCUUACGUCAAUUUGUAAUAUUUUGUGGCGCACAAAAGAUUUUUCUCUGUGAUAGAAUUGGAGCAAGCAAAAUACGUGAUUUUAAAAUUAUAAUUAAUCAUUUCUUUUACUAUAGAAUGUUAAAUGUGCGCUUGACUUUGUAAC